This is a messenger RNA of Cotesia glomerata, 2009 nucleotides long. RefSeq names its product broad-complex core protein isoforms 1/2/3/4/5-like. Lineage: Eukaryota; Metazoa; Arthropoda; Insecta; Hymenoptera; Braconidae. The record is from RefSeq and is a predicted model, not a curated record. Gene Ontology annotation, cellular component: nucleus. Gene Ontology annotation, biological process: regulation of transcription by RNA polymerase II. The coding region runs from base 318 to 1802 and encodes 494 amino acids. Gene Ontology annotation, molecular function: protein binding; DNA binding. The transcript is spliced from 6 exons.
UUCCUCUUCAGUCAUUGAUUCACUUUUUACAUUUUACAUUUUUACAGUAAUGAGAGAGAUAAGUUAAGUUAGUGUGACGAUAAUAUAAGAAGACGUGGCGGGGUGGUAUUAAAUGUGUGAUUUUAAGUUUUAAUAAUUAAUAAUAAAUAAAUAAUAAUGGGAUCUUUAUUGUAUAACAAUAUAACCGAAUAAAUUAUUAUCGUACAAUAGGUGAAGAGGUAUUGGUAAAAUACAUAAGCGACAACGAAGACAACUACGACGACGACGACGACGACGAGCAAGCACCGGUGGGAUUUGAGUGGGAGUGUAAGGGAGAAAUGACGGAUAGUCAGCAGCAGUUUUGCUUAAGGUGGAACAACUUUCAGGCAAAUAUAACAAGUCAAUUUGAAGCAUUACGCGAUGAUGAGGACUUUGUGGAUGUUACGUUUGCCUGCGAUGGUAGAAGACUCCAGGCUCACAAGGUCGUUCUUUCGGCUUGCAGUCCGUACUUCAAGGAGUUGUUCAAGACGAAUCCUUGCAAACAUCCGAUAAUUUUUAUGAGAGAUGUAGAAUUCGAACACCUACAAUCCUUGUUAGAAUUUAUGUACGCUGGUGAGGUGAAUAUUUCUCAAGCAGAAUUACCGACUUUUCUACGAACUGCUGAGUCGCUUCAAAUUCGCGGGCUUACAGACUCGCAAAAUCAACAUAACAACGAAAAGCACUCUAAAACAAAUAAUAUUCAUCCUCCCAAUGGUCGAGGCUUGAUUUCACCGAGCUUCGAUGAGGAGCGCAGCAGAACUCCACCAGCAUCGAGUCCACCACCUCUCAAAAGGCUGUGCAAAAAAAGUGAUUCACCGAAAAACUCUAGUCCAUUACCCGCUGUUGCGCCUUGUGCAACCAGUACUCCUCGUACUCGCCCUGUAAUUGAGCCCCAAGUUCAGCUCGAUUGUUACAAAGAUCUCGAUAUUGUUGAGCCUAAGGUUGAACUACCGGAGUAUGGUAGUGAUGAAGAUUAUUCACCAAAGCAAGAAGUCAAUGCGGUACCCGGAGGAUUCAUCAGCUUGGACGGAGGUAUGGAGGUUUUACCAGCUUACCCGCCGUCUUACCAAGGAAGUGGAUUAGAAGGAGGGAUACCAGGCCCGUCACAUGGGAAUGCUGAACCAAAUCAAGAACAAGCUGACCUGCGUAAACUGCACUCGCUGGACCCACGCCCUUGCCUUGUGUGCAACCGCAUGUACAGUAACUUGUCCAACCUGCGGCAGCACAUGCGCCUCAUCCACAACCCUCAGAGUGUCACAUGCCCCAUAUGUAGCAAGUCCUUCAAGACCAAGCUGUAUCUGAAGCGUCAUCUGGUCAGCUUCCACGACAUCAAUCCCAUCGAUCGCCGGCUACAAGAGGAAAUUUACCAGCAUCAGGUUAAAAUUCCUAAACAGGAACAAUCUGUAUCAGUAUCACAGCCUCAUCAGCAACAACAACAGCCUCAACCACAGUCUCAGCAACAAUUACAGUCACAGCCACCAUCACAAUCUCACCUACAAAUUCAAAAUGGUAUCGAGAUAUCGAUGUCCUCGCAAAGUACUCAACAGCAACAGCAACAGCAGCAUCAAAACCAAGCAGAGUGCAAUCAAAUCCCGCCUGCGGCGUCGUUACAACAGCAUCUUGGUAGUCCUGAAGAAGUUGUCACUGAUGAUGAUGCUGGUGAUGAAAAGCUUCGAGCUUUUCAUGCUCACGUUGGAGAUACCGCGUAUCCUGUAGAGGUGGCUCAAAUCGGUGAUUCUAAAAGUUUCGCUGGUGGUAUGCUUCAAUAUAAUGCGUCGUACUAAUUGUUUACACUAUCUUGAUCAUUAUUAUUUAUUAUUAUUUUAUUUUAACCCUUAGUGGUCACACUUCUUAAAAAUAACGUAGUGGUUAUACUGGGUCUACACGGAAAAAAAAAAAAAAAGAAUAAUUACAGUAUAAAAUCGAUGGUUUUCUGACGCAACCUCGUAUUUCAAAAAUGACAAUUUUAAAGAUAAGGUGAAAAAUAGCUU